Cimex lectularius (bed bug) is the source of this 3746-nucleotide messenger RNA. RefSeq lists its product as uncharacterized. NCBI's taxonomy places the organism in Eukaryota, Metazoa, Arthropoda, Insecta, Hemiptera, Cimicidae. The transcript is spliced from 21 exons. The record is from RefSeq and is a predicted model, not a curated record. Bases 11 to 2641 code for a protein of 876 amino acids.
CCACGGUCCCAUGUUGUUACAGGGUGUAGUUACGAUAUGCGUCUAUCAGUAUACACAAUCUUUGAAUGGAGGUGAGAUAACUAAAUGUGGCGAAUCAACUGACCAUUUUGGUCGAAGGAUCCACCGUCUGCCAAUUAAAGAUGAAGUACCAACAUUACACCCGUCAAUUCCGUCAAUUUAUUUAAGCAUUUUUAUUGUAACGCCUUCUCAAAACGGGGGCGAUACGGUUAUCAGCUAUGCCGGCGGAAAAUUCUAUCAGACCAGGAAGGAAAGUGCUCCAGUUUUGGACGCCAAAACUCAGGGUCUGGGUGAAAGGCAGGUUAAAGAGUACACCAUAGUUCAAAAGGAACUGGAGGCGCUGAAAUCGCAGAUUACCCACAGCCAAGCGGUACUCGCCUCUUUGAAGUUCACGUUUCUAGAGGCUCCUUCAACGGUCAGGUCUUCGGACAAGGUACACAGGACGACGCAAACUCUCCAGGAUUCACAGCCGAAAUCGUUGGAAAAUGUUUCUACGAACCGUGAAAGAAGCAAAGAAUGGAACCAGCUGACCAGUUCCUGUCCGGCGCUUGUUCAUAACAUAGCCAUUCAAACAGAAUUUGUAGACAUAGUGAAAAAUAAUUUGGUGAACGACGCCGAGUAUUUUCUUCCUCCGAUCGGCACCUCGAUAGAUGUAAAGGGCGUUAAGGAACCGAAGUCUGUUGAAGCACCCACCAGCAUCGACUUGGAUAUUUAUAGGUCAUGCAGAAAACUGUCAGUUUUACCAGAAGAGGAAUGUGUGCUGGAAGAUUCGCCUCCUGGUUCGAGGCUGUUACCGAAGUUCCCGGAGCAGCAGGCGCACUCUUUCGAGUCGUACUUGCUGCCGACAUCUUCGUCUUCGGCGCACGUUAUGAGGCAACUGAGUGACCCGACCACAUCCAGAAGCACACGAAGACCCCUUCAGGUGUCCUCCAGUUCUUCGACCGCGCCGAAGGUACAGGAUUCAGGACUGGGCUCGGAAGUCCGCAUAGCCUCGCCGACGUUCACGACCUUACAAGACACUCUGACCCAGUUGGUGAACAUUUCUUUCGCCUCGGACCAAGAGGGAGACCUCUCGCUCAAAAUGCCGGUGACGCCCCUUUCACCGGAAACGCCUUUUAAGACGGGGGCGGAUGUCACUCCCAACUCUCCCAACAGGAACUCGUCUUCCGACACCUCGCUCUCAUUCCAGACGCCGACCGAGAUAAGCCCCGGCAAUGAGUCGCCCAUCGGCAUCUCAACGAACGAUAAAAUCACCGAGCCCCGACGGGAAAAGGAGUCGGUCACAGUCCUCGUCGAUGACAAGCCGUUGAUCCUGGAACCUGCCAAGGACUCCCUCGCCCCAGGACCCACCGAGUUGUCCCGAGUGCCUUCAAAGAGGCGGCUCGUCCGUUCUUUGGCCAGGAUCAGCUCGGAAAUGCCGCUCGAUCUCCCCUAUGAUGGUCCUGAAACCUCCACCAGCGAACCUUUUGGAAAUGGGGCAGAAGUGAAUGAGUUGACGGACAGCAAGCUCGAGAUGGAACAGAACCAAUCCGUUUUCCCGAACCUGAGCGACAGCGCCCUCCGCCAGCUGGGCCUCUGGAUGCAGUCGAACACAGAAGAAAAAGAAGCUGGCCCUGCAGAAGAAGAUAUUGAACACAAGUACACAUCGCUGGUGUUGGCGUUUAAGACUGAUAAACUCACAUUGUCGAGGAGGCUGGAGUUGCAGCAUAAACUGAGAGACCAAGCUGAAAUUAACAUGACACACGAGGUAGACGCCCUUAAAAGUGCAAUCCAGUCGCUGAACGAUAUUUGCACAGACGGAGAAAAAUCGGACCUUUUCAACAAAGUCAGCCAGCAGGUCGAGACGCUGUACAGUUCUGCGAUUAGAGUUUCGAGUACAUCAGAGCUUUACGGGGCAGUUCAACAAGAGAACAGAUUGUCUAAAGCGGUAGACGUGGUUUUGAAGCACGUCGAGAACCUGAAGCAAAUGUACGAGAAAGAGAAGAACGAACAUGAAGAAAUGAAGAAGCUGAUGAAAGACAACAACAAGACACCUCAGAACUUGACGGUUUCGAGUCUGAAAAACGAUGGUAAAAGGCGUGCGUCCAUAGCCACUCUGCACCAAGGCCAAAACCUGACAGAGCAAUCAAACACUACAGCUGACAGACGAGGAAGUUCUUCAAGGCGAGGCUCACAUAUUAGAAGAUCUGGUUUUGCAAAAACAGAGCCUCAAGGAGACCAUUGUAAAACAAAUGACAAUGGCCAGAUGAACAAGCUGUGUAAACAAGGUCGUUGUAGUUCGAACAACAACCAUCUCCUUGCUACCGAAGAACAGCAAUACAGCGGCGACUCUCAUUUGAACUCUUCGGAAGGUGAAACCGAUACAGACGAUGAAUUAGGCUACGAACAUUCGGAAGUGAGACAGGAUGCCGAGGUUCAAAAGAAGUUGCCGCAGAAGUAUAAAUUUAGAAAAAGAUCUUCUUUCUGUGCUCCGCCUUGGAUGUUAAAGCUGAUGGGUUAUUUAGAAUGGCUCCAACCAUAUGAAAAUUAUGCUCUUCAAGCUAGGUAUUUUAUAGCUGGUGUGUUCGUCUUCUUUGCGAUAGCGAUAGUCUCAUCUAGUUUCUUUGUGACUCCAGACUUGUGAAUAACAGUUGAAUAAAAAUGUGAUAUGUUAAUUUACCUGCCGAAUCGAAGAAACUAUAAUUGUGGUUAGUGUGUUCGUACCGUAUAGGGUGCGGCUCAAUUGAAAACCAUCAGAUCCCAGUUAUCUUAAACCCGCCUUUGAAUCGUGCAAUGUGUAGAAUACCCUCCAUUAGAAUUAGAAUUAGAAUCGGUGACAAAAACAUGCAUAAAAUUGGUUAGAGUCAUAAAAUGUUUUCACAUAAUAAAUGUUCCAAAGUAUGUAAUCAAUCACUUGUGUAUUUUUCCAUGCAAGUAUUAUUUGAUGUUUUCUAUUGAAAUAUAUUAUUUGUUUAUAGGAACACUUUAUAUUGUAUUGUACACAGUGGAAAAUUCUGUUUUAAUAUCUCUACUGAAUUUAAGACAUAUUUGAUAAUGGCAUCUUUCCUUAGAACAAUAAUAGGAAAUAAUAUAUUUUUCAUAGGAUGUUUGUUAUUAAGUUAUAUAUUUCUAUAAUGAUUGGAUAAAUUAAUGAAAAAAAUGCAAUGACAAUAUCUUAAAUACAAGUGUAUUAUUAUUAAAAAAAUCUUUAAUUAAAAAAAAAAGAAAGUGUAAUUUAAAGCAUACAAUUUUGGCUCAAGUCCAAAAGGUUCCGUGAUGAGUUGUGGACCAAACUGUCAAAUAAACUGCCUAAAAUUAAAUUAAAAAUCUAUCCAAUGUCUUAUGAAUGUAGACUUUUUAAACAGAUUACUCAUAUAUGCGGAUAAAUACCUCAUCGGUAUAUAUGAAUUGAAAGUCAAUAAAAGAAAUUGGGAACAAGCGAGUCGAGAGCUUUAAUUUUGGAAAUGUAAACUGUUAUUAGAAAACUUCUGAUUCCCUUUUAAAGGUUCUCGUAUUGUUCAGUCCAUGCAUUUGGUAUUUAUGCCAUCCUAAAAUGUAUCUAUCCAUUGUUAAAACUUACAUUUAUUUUUAUGUGGUUGUAUUUUUAAAAAAUCUAACAACUAACUUUAUUAUUCUCAAUUGUAUGUCAUUUUUAAUUUUGAGCUCGUUAUUGAAAUGUAAUAAGUCAACUGUUAUUGUCCAUUAUUGGGAAACAAAAUUAUGUAAAUAUAAAUGUGGUAAAUAGGGUG